UAUCAACACAACACAAAUAACUACGUACCUGAUGCUGAAGGAUUCAACUCCCACUUUCCAAGGUGGUUCUGGGCAUCAUAUCUCACCCACCCCUUCCAAUUCCUUAUCCCCAUUUAUUUGAUCAGACUCACAGAUGACACCAUCAUUCUCUUCCAUUUCCUCCGAUGCCACACCAAAUGCAAAGUCACCUGUGGAACUGCUUCAACAGAUAACUUCCAUUGAAAUAGAAAUACUUCAUUUGGAACGAUAUCUGCUUUCACUCUAUCGCACAUCUUUUGAGCAUCAUCUUCACAGUUCAGAGACCCACACCAUGCCUUCACCCUGUCAAAUAGAAACACAUUCACAUUUGCUAUCUGUUGCUGAUCAGUCAUGUGACAAAGUCAAGCCCGAUGCUUGCUUAAGCGGGUAUCAUUGCAGAAUUUCUCCUCUGCAAAAGGGAAUUUCUGGUUCAAAUGAUCAACUUGGUUCUUCCGUUCCAAUGUCAUCAUCUAGAAAAGAGAGAACAAGUGGUAAUCGUACCCAUCGUAGCCUUGGGGAUCACUUUGGAACUCCUUGUACUGAUGGUGGACCUGAUAGACUUUCUGAAGAUAUAGUCAGAUGUAUAUCUUCUAUCUACUGCAAGCUUGGGGACCCAAAUCAAUCUCAUCAGGGACCUUCAGAAUCUUCUGCUUCAUCCCUGUCUUCCUGCAGUACAGUUUCUACCAGAAAUCUUUCUGAUACAUGGAGUCCGUUUUGCAACGAGGACAGUAAGUAUGAUGGCUUGAAAGAUGAAAGGGGACCAUAUGCCGAUAUGGUAGAAGUCCUGAAAAUAGGCCUAGAUGAUGAUGGUUUCAAUUAUGCGGAGAAGAUGCUAAAACAUUUCAGAACGCUGAUAAAGAAACUUGAGAAGAUUGACCCUGGAAAAAUGAAGCGUGAACAGAAGCUUGCGUUUUGGAUCAACCUUCAUAAUGCUUUGGUGAUGCAUGCACAUUUAGCAUAUGGAACUCAUGAUAACUCGAGGAGUAAUUCCAUUUUGAAGGCAACUUAUAAUGUGGGUGGAGAGUGUAUAAACGCGUAUAUCAUACAGAGCUCUAUAUUAGGAAUCCGAUCUCACUUCAGAGCCUCGUGGCUGCAAUCGCUGCUAUCUCCCGGGAGGAAGUUGACAACAGUGCCUACCCAACAUGUUUAUGCCAUUGAAUACCCUGAGCCUCUUGUCCAUUUUGCACUCUCUUUAGGGACAUUCUCUGAUCCAGCGGUGCGAGUCUACAAGGCACAGAACGUAUUUCAGGAUCUGAGACUUGCUAAAGAAGAGUUCAUACGAUCAACUGUAUACAUCCACAAAGAAUCAAAGAUUUAUGUUCCGAAAAUCUUGUAUUACUUUGCAAAGGACAUGGAAUUGACUGUUCCUGGACUUCUGAAGAUGGUGAAUGCUUGUCUACCUGAAACUCAACAGAGAGCUAUCAAAAGAAAUGUUAAAGAUUGUUAAUUCUAUAAGAAGUCUGUGAAGAAAUUCUUUUUUUAAUCGGAGGCUGGAUUUGUUAAAUGGAGAAUUUGAUGAAGGAAUGUGCGAGAGGUUAAGGAAAACGAUGCCAGAAUUAGUGCAUGAUUGUCAAUUCAGUGGCGGCGAUACGACGACCUCUUACUCGUUGUCGUCAAAUGGAUCAGUUUCAUCGAGUGGAUUUUGGUCUAAGCAUCGGGAUGAUGUUAGCUGCAAUCAGCUCCAGAAGGUUCAUAAUUAGAUUUAAUUUUGUUGUUUUAGACAUGUAUUUGUUUGUUUUGAUAACUCAGUUGGAUAAAUGAUUUGGCAUUUCCAUAGAACAACUUGACUCUGUUUUUGGAUCUUAUUGAAUUUUUCACCUGGUAAUGAUUU
Molecule: messenger RNA, 1849 nt
Organism: Cynara cardunculus var. scolymus (artichoke)
Lineage: Eukaryota; Viridiplantae; Streptophyta; Magnoliopsida; Asterales; Asteraceae
Exons: 11
Coding region: 134-1465 (443 amino acids)
Source: RefSeq, a predicted model, not a curated record